AUAUUCGUCGACUGCUCGACCCUACAUCGCAAUGGCCGGGAUCGUCUGCUAAAAAGCGUCCGCUGGGUCAUUCAGUUUAACUAAUGAUACCGAGUUUUCUUUAGAAUAAAUAAUAGAAUGUUGAGGUCAGCAGUGCGGUUUCUGGCUUCUCCUUGUAUCAGGAAUAAGCUUGUCUUUCAGAAUCCUCUGAGAGAAACAACAACCACUUUAAAUAUAUCUCGAAACCUUCACGCGACCGCGAAAUGUCAAAAAGCUGAAGACAAAAAGGCCAUGCUCGCCUCUCUUCCUCCAAAAGAUGAGGGAACAGCAGGAGAGAAAUCGAUACAAAUUGAUCAAAUCAUGUCAAAAACAGAAAUAUUCCCCGAUGAAAACACACCGUUCAAGCUCUUCGAUGGCACGCCAUUCAAAGACCUGCCUAUUUGCAACAUCCGGGUCUCGCCCAACAACACUAUUAUCACUAUUUCUGAUGGAAAAGGAGAAGUACACAUGCUACAUUCCGCCGGUAUCGAAGGUUUCAAAAAUGCUCGAAAAGGAACUAAUAUUGCUGCUCAAGCCACUGCCACAAACCUCAGUAUCAGAGCUAUCCAGAAAGGGAUCAAAACUGUCCGAGUCCGUGUUCGUGGUAUAGGUCCAGGCAGAAUGUCUGCAAUUAAAGGCCUACAAAUUGGAGGAAUGAACAUCGUUUCUAUUACCGACAGCACACGAGUAUCUUGGAAUCCACCGAGACCAAGAAAGCAAAGGAGAUUGUGAGGUACUCAAAUAUCCGAACAAAAAAAAAACAUCGUAGGAAUCAUCAUGCAGCAUCAAUUAUUUUAUUUUUCAUAAAAUUGCAUCACUCUUUCAGCAACGAUUGUAACUACGAUUUUUAUCCACAUUAUUGUUUAUUAUUUCUUCGAAUAAACGUGCCAGAGUAUUGCAAAAUAA
This is a messenger RNA of Athalia rosae (coleseed sawfly), 924 nucleotides long. RefSeq names its product 28S ribosomal protein S11, mitochondrial (gene mRpS11). Gene Ontology annotation, molecular function: mRNA 5'-UTR binding; small ribosomal subunit rRNA binding; structural constituent of ribosome. Bases 118 to 750 code for a protein of 210 amino acids. Gene Ontology annotation, biological process: ribosomal small subunit assembly; translation; maturation of SSU-rRNA from tricistronic rRNA transcript (SSU-rRNA, 5.8S rRNA, LSU-rRNA). Lineage: Eukaryota; Metazoa; Arthropoda; Insecta; Hymenoptera; Athaliidae. Gene Ontology annotation, cellular component: ribosome; mitochondrial small ribosomal subunit. The transcript is spliced from 5 exons. The record is from RefSeq and is a predicted model, not a curated record.